AAUUUGCAACUAUCAACAUUACCGGUACCGAGACGUUGAGUUUUUGGGUCUUUCACACAAUUAGCUCGCCCGAACCUCCGGGGCGCGCGGUGCUAGUGUGCUGGAUCUGGGUCCGCUGCAUGCUCGUCGACCACGGCCGAACUACUGCAGUUGAUGCUCACGAUCAAUCGCUUCGACCUGACUUUUCUUUAUUUUAUCUUCAUUGUUAAGUGCAACAGUCAAGAACUGAGAGGCCUUUGAAUCGAGUGAUUGUUUUUUUUGUUGAUUUUGAAUUUUUCAACGAAUUAACAAUGAGUUGGGACGUGAUUGCCCUAGAUUUUGGUGGCGAAGAAACUGCUAAUUUUGGAACUCGCCAAGAAUCAGGGACGGCUCUGUUUCAAGUGCAGACUUUGGCUACAAUUUCAAAUUCCAAUCAAGAAAUGGUCAAUAAGCUUCCUCAUGUCACAGCAUCCAGCUCUCAAUCUCAGUCUAGCAUGUGUGUUACAGCAGAUCGAAAUGUAUCGUUGUUCAAUGAUGGCUGCCAGGUCCUUAAUGGUGCCUUCAGUUUUGACUCUGUGGUAGAACUGGCAGUUUGGGUAAAUGAUCUGCCAUUCUUGAUUAUUGCUGAAAGGAAUGGGACUGUCCAUGUGUAUCACUCUGGAUUGCAUAGGAUUCUCAUGUCACAGAAACUCGUAGAAAGGAAUGUUGAUGAAUUGGACAAGGUUUGUUUUAAACAGAUCAAAAUGACAGAGGAUGAAGAAGGUAAACAUUCGAUUCUGCUGUUAGCAUCACAGAAUGUGUUGUACAGGCUGUCCAACGUUGACAUGAAGAAACUACAUGAUGUGAUUCAGAAAGGAGAUUUACGUUCAGCCAAAGAUCUACAAGGUCAGAUUGCAUUGGACGAGAUUGACCUGUCUCAUGUUCAUCAGGAAGGCUCUUCAGAUCUUGCAACCAUAGUGUUAGGAGGACACACGCAUCUCGUGACAGUGGGUCGUGGUGACUAUGUUAUGGCUAUUUGGAAAUGUCAGAGUCAAAUAAGUGUUCGUCGAAGGAUGAAGACAAAUAUGUUUAUAGCGGGAGAGCAACUCAUCAAUUGUGUAGUCAGUGGGAAAUACAUCUUUACUUUAGAUGUUGAGCAUAAGUUAUGUUGUUGGAAUUCUUCACUGAUUCUUGUAUGUGCGUGGCCUCUGAAGGUGAGGGAUUUCUUCCUUACGGCUGACAACAACAACAACAACAGUGAGACUAGACCCCAAUUUCAGUUGGUGAUGUUGACUGUUCCUAACAAGAAUGAAAGUUACUUGAAGGUCUACGAUCUUCCCAAGAUGCAUUGCACUUACACACUGUCCGUUGGUCCUGUCUCCAUGCUUGCUGAUACCCCAAACAAUCAGGAUUCUAUAUUUCUGGUAGAAGGACGGAACGAAGACGAAGAUGAGUCCAGUCUUGUCAGUAUGCUGAUGAUCCGAUGUCUGAUGGAAGCGCUCCCUGAGACUCGCUUCCAUCGUCUCCUGCACAAGAAGGAGUUUGAGGAAGCAGAAAAGUUUGCCAAACUUUUCAGCCUUGACACCGAACUCGUUUAUCGAAGUAAAGCCUUGGCCCUGUUAGAGCAAGCAUCCUCUUGGAGUCCUGCCAACUUACGAGGGAGCCCUUUAGACGACCAGAGCAAGCUUUGUGAGGGUAUGAUUGGAUGUCUAGAGAAGAUUGCCGACGUCGAGUUUGUGGUUGAUGUCUGCUCCAAAGCUGCUAUGCCUGCCUUUGAAGACACAGCACGAAUCUUGCAGUAUGCAAGAGUAAGGCUUUCCAAAGUGAAUGUCAAAGAUGAGAUGCAGAGCAAGAUAGGAGAUUUACUGUCGAUGAUUCUUGAUACAUUACACAGGCUGACUACAUUUAGCUUGGUAUAUGGAAGCAGCGAAUACAGUCCAACUAGCUGGGAUGCUUUUCUGUCGGGAUCCCUUCUUAAUGAACUCUUCCUUCAUCUAAGUCGAGCCAACCUUGGCAGAGCAUCAGUCAUUUGGAAUAGACACAAGGAAGACUUUGUAGCUGUGAUGUCAGAAGACUUGCUUGAGGACAUGUUGAGAUCUAUACCAGGGGAUUCCCCAUCGAAUGACAUCAUACCCUGGCUUAGGAAUGACAUCAUCCCUUAUGUGUGUCAUAGCUUCCAACAGGGCAAGAAGGUAUUGAUCUCAUGGAUAGAGGAAAGAGUGACCAGCCUUGAAGUGACUGAAAAGGUUGGAUGGCCAAGCAAUGGGCUAGAGCUGGCUGAAAUGAUGUUGAAAGGUAACCAACAGCUCCUCAAGAUAGCCAGUGGUAUCCACUUCUCACAGGCACUCACAGAGACAAAUGAUAGUGACUGCAAAGAUUCCAUGAACAGACUGAAAGAACUUGUCCACAACUUACAAGAGCUCAGGAUUCUCCACACCAGAUACAAGUGUUUCUUAACUUUAGACCAGUUUUGCAAGGAAACGACAGAGAGCAUAUCAUUCAGGAUGUUAGAGAGGGUUGCUGCUCCAGAGCUGGUACCAGGAACCAUCACUAAGUGCAUCAUACCCUAUGCUAAGGAUCAUAAGCUGGAGGUGGAUAAUCUACUCUUGAAAUAUAUUGAGGAUCUUCUUUCUGUACCAAGUCUCUUUGCUACGUAUGAAGCUUCCUGGGAAGCCAAGGCCAUCACUGUCAUCAGAUGUAUCAAGGAUCUCACAAGUCAGUGUGGAGCCAUACUUGCAUUGAUGCAGAAAGCACCUGUUCCAUGGAGCAAAGGAAUGGAACAAUUGGUCCAGUAUGGAUUGUCUCUCAAACAUCCUAUGGUGGCCAAGCUUGAGGAACACCAUGGUUUCAUGAAACUCAGGGAUAUGUUCAUGAAGUAUGACUUGAGGUCAGUGAGUCUUGGAGAUGCAGAUAGCAUGAAGCUUGCUGUGAAGAAUAUCUUAAGCAGAGAUGGUCCAACUGUUCUAGAGGAUGCCUUACGCGUUGUCAAAGCCCAGUCCACUCAACACACUGAGAUGGAUGCUUACCUCUUCAGGCUUCAGUACCUUAUCAAGUCCAAUCAGGUUGAAAAAUGUCUUUCUUUGCUGUCUGAACUGCCACACCAAGAAGCCUUGAGGUGUCUUUCUAGGAUCCUAUCAUGGGCUAAGAUCGUCCUGGACAACCCUGCCGGCACCUUCUGUGAUGAACAGGCAAAAGACUGUCGAGUUUUGGUAGGACAAGCUGCCAUUAGACUCCUACAGACGGAUCUCUACUCUCAGCUCAAUGGGGAUCCAGCACAGGAGCUUCUUAGACAAGAAGAACUUCAAAGUAUUCUCUAUCUUCAGUUGGAAUACAACCUUCUUGUUCCAUUGAGUAGCUAUCGUGAUGACGCUUUCAGACUUCAACUCCUCAAGAAAGCUAUCGUUGAUCACUACAAGGAGAUUCAAACAGGGAUCCGAAAGAAAGAGAAUUGUGGAGCUGUCGAGAGGAAGUAUAGGGAUCUCAAAGCAGGAAACUUUGUCAGAGUUUUGAGACUUGGUGAAAUCCUUGGUGUUUCAACCAACGAGUUGAGAGGUGAGAUUGCUCUGAAAGCUGCUCACACAGGAGAAAUCAACACAGCUAUUAGCAUAUGCAGUGAUCUGUGUGAUCCUUAUUGUUCCCCUGAGGUGGCCUACACUCUCUAUCAAGUCUCCCAUGCUGUCUGCUUUCAGCUUGCCAGUGGGCAUGACAUCAUGACUGGCUCAUCAGCUGGUGAUCUCUUCAAACAGCUCUUGAACCUCGCCCAAGUAGCAACUGCGUAUUGUAACCCAGAAUUACUUGCCGACUGCUUUGAUCUUAGUACCAAGAUCCGUUCCUUGAAGGACUUAUGUGACCAGUGUGAAAGUGGAGACUAUGGUAUAUCAGUACAGAUUGGGGCUGCAGAGACCAAGAAAGACCCCUAUGAGGAGUACACAUUGGAAACGUUCUUCAAGGAGGAUUCGUUGGUUCUUUCAUCUCAGGAUAUCAUUCCUGUGGCAGCCGAGUUUGCUUUGUCUUGUCAACCUACCGUCAGACCAAGAGAUGCUCUGCCGUACCAGCAGGCUAGAGUAUCUGGAUCACCUCUCUUUGUUCAAGAUCAACAGAAGGGUGAUAUUGAAGGCGCUGUCCAGUCUGGUCACAUCGGUCAGGUAGCAAGUUCUACCAAGUACCUGUGCCAACAACUGAAGGAGCAUAACCAGUGCUGCCUGGCUUUCCAUUAUGUGAUGGAACUCCUUGCCACAUCUCUUGUCCAUCUCUCAGUGAACAGCAGUAACCAACCACUACAAGAUGAGGCUACCAUAGCAUCGUUUGAGAGAGCGUUGAAAGAAUUGUCUGAGGUUGACACUGCUGCUAGGCAGAACAUUGGUAACCUCUCAUCCAUCCUACUCAACAAGAUAUUCAGUUGCCGAGAAGUGGACACCUUCUUAGCCCUCUGUUACCUCAUCAUUCAGCCAUCCAAAGAACUUGUCAAAAAACUUGUCUACAAUGCUGGUCAAAAUUACAAGAAAAUCUUAGCAAUAGCUCAAGUUGGAUAUGAGAUGGCCAAGAUGAAUCAAGAUCUUAAGGUUCAAGUGGUAUUCCAAGACCUGGCAACAAGUGCAUUGUGGGGAGAUAGACUUCUUAAAAUCAAGGUGUCAUUCAAAGAUGCGUUCAACAACAUGGAGAAAAAACGACAGUUGUUACCUCAGCUAAUCACUCAUCCAGAAACGAGUCUAGAACUCAUUACCGAGUACUGCAGGGAUUUCAAGUUAGAUGAGCAGGAACCUCUUAUGAUGUAUGUACGCCUGCUGCUGUUGCCUAGCGAUUGUGAAAAGGAUCACCAUGGCAACAGCAAAACUUCCCUGGACAAGAAAGUAAUCCUGUCGGCAGUUUCUAUGAUAAAAAAGAAGACUGCCCUCUAUCAGAUGCUGAAGGCAAAUGUCGAUAAGAUUGACUGCUAUGAUUAUGAGAUGCUACGUCUAGUUCUUGGUAUCAUCAAUGACAGUACUUCAGAUAUAGCAGAUCAGACACAUUCUACUGAGGUGGGUCUGCAACUUCUCAACUACCUUGAAGCAUACACACGUCGUAAACCUCCUUCAGAAUAUGAGAUUAUGUUCCAACAGAGUGAAGAAGAUGAAGGGCUGAUGCUUACUACAAAACCGCUUUCACCGCUUUCCAAGACAAGACUUCCAUUCCAUCCUCUACUGAAAGGAGGACAGUGGAAAAUUCUUUGUCGUGAACUCAGUGAAGAUACUCUGGGUGAGCUUCUCCCUAUUGCUGAAGUACUGCGGCUUUCUACUGAUCAGCUUUACGUGACGACCAUUCAGAAUAUAAUUAAAGCCAGAAAUCAUCAAGGAAAGAAAGAUCUUACUGAUACAGACGGUGGAGAUGAAAAGGGGUUCCGUCCACCUUGUAAACUGGACAUGGAUACCCUGGUGAAGGUCAAGAACAUACUCCUCCAAGUUAAGAAUCCUGAGAUGGCCGUAGUGACCGCUAGAUUCAUUGCUAAGGAACUUCAAGUCGGUAAACAAAAGGAGAUGGCUCUGAAGAUGUGUGAGCGGCUUGCAAGUAGAUGGCAAGAAUUAAGUGAAGAAGGGACCCCCGACCACCAGAAGGCAUGCGUCAUUCACCAACGUCUGGUUGCCGAGCUCCGAGCCGUCUGCACCGAGGAAGCACUUCGGAGGCACGGUUUGGCUGAACCUCAGUAUACCCAAAUGAUCGCUACCCCCGCUAAACUAAUCUUUAAACUCUACGAACAUCCCAGUAUUGAACAACGUAUGCAGGGUUAUCAUCUCAACCUACCAGACAUCAAUACAGCAGUGGAAGAAAUUGCUAAGAUAAACAACAGUAACCUAGAGAAGAUUCGUAUUCAUCUGAUGGAACAAUGGAUGCCCCAACCAGCCACCAGCAAACAGGAAGACACGACAAUGAAUUUUAACUUUGAUUCGUCUGUCGAGGAUGAGAUUCCAGAAGGAGAAAGAAGUCUCAUGAGAUUGAAAUAUCUGCUGCAACGUCAGAAGCCUGAGAGCACCAUUCUCUUCUUAUUAAACGUUGCUUUCAAGCAAACCUCAACUCACGUCACUACGGGAUGUCAGGUGAGGGCACUUCGUUGCCUCUUCUCACUUUCCGAUGAUGACAUCAUCUCUAAGGUUUCCAAGCUACCUGUCAGUGAGCUCAGGGAAUACUUGAAGAAUUUGGUGUACCUUAGUGAGUUUGAAGCUCUGAAUAUUGCCAUGGAUAUUAGUACAUUCACAUCAUCCAACAAGGCUAGCCUGGUCAGGGGUCUCUGGAAAAACCACAACCAUGAACCCAGGAGUGUGCGACUAAUUGCAGAGCUGUGUUUAGAGUAUGAGAUCCAUGACAUACAUCUGUGGAACAGCAUGCUGCAGCAGAUACAGAAAUUUGGAAUGCUUGACUAUCUAGAGUAUGUACUGGUUGAGAUAGCUGGUCUGAAAGUGCUAAGGUCUGUUCAGUGCCUGCCCAAGGUUUGGUCCAUCAUUCUCGCCACCCCGUUCAUGUCCAUCUGUACCCCACUGACCGAAGAACAGGCCCAGAGGUGUAGGAAUGUACUCUCAUUAGUACAGAAGUGUCCAGUUCCAUUCGAUCUUGAUUUCAUACGACUAAGCUGUCAGUUUCUGAGGGUUGAUAUGCAUGCAGAGGCAUUGGCUUGCCUUCUACACAUACCAGACAAAACUAAGAGAGAUUCUCAGAUUGAUAUGCUCUUGGAUACACGCCAUGUAAUCAUCUUAGAUUCUCUCUCUCAUCUUAUGGAAAUAAAGCAACCACUACCAGAACAUGAACACGUUUUGACUGAAGUGUACAGACACACAUCAUCCAAAGGUAUGUAUGAGACCCUUCUAGGAACAAAGCAUUUCAUGGGAUUAGUUCACCACCUAGCCAAGCAGGAUCAGCUCCAGGAUCUCAUCAGGAAGACCAUAGGAGCAGACAGGAUACCAGAUGCCAUCAAACUUGUGAACGUAUUUCAUUUUUACUACCCUGUCUCACCGUCUGCUCAUGGUUCAACGGGCAUCGAACUUCUCAAGGUCUACCUAACAUCACAUAGUAUGGAUGAUGAAGCAAUGAACAUUGUAAACAUGAUGAAAGAAGAAGAUUCCACGGACUAAUGCCUUCUGUUGAAAUCUUCACCUUUAUUUUUGUUUUCUAUAGUACUAGUAAAAAAAAGAAAGUUACCUGUUAUAGAAUGCUGAUGUUAUGUAUUCAAGAUUAUGGACCAUCAUCGGUAUAUCCUUUCCAUUUCAUACCACAUUUGGACAGAAUCAGUUAUGAAUAUGAAUUUACUAAAUGCAGUUUAUUCAUGUAUAGUGAUCGUGAUAAUAAUGUUGUAUUUUACACCUGUUAGCCACUUCAGUUCCAAAUGAAAUACACAGUGAUUUUUUUUUCUUUUCUUGACACUUUUUUCUUACAUGAAUAAAUAUUGGUGAUUUCUGUUUCUUUAUCAGUACUUCAUCAUGUGACUCAAUGCAAGUGAUUUUGACUCAUUUUCUAUUAAACAAUUACCGUUUUGCCCUAAACUAUGCAUGCAAAACUGAUCCAACUGUACCAAACAACAAUAGAAUAUGGUGCUUUAUCUAUACAAAAUAUUUUCUUAUUCUAUACUUCUAAAAUAUUGAUAUUAUUUAUUUUAAAAAAAUAUCUUCUAAAAUUGGUGAAGUGUCAUCGAAUAUGUGCCUUGUCAUUUCUUUUGCCACUGCAAUAGAAUAAAUGUCCAUGGUGAACUAUAAUUAUGUAUGUUGAUUGAGAAUUUGAUUUAAUGAGGGUAAUAAUGUAUAAAUAUCAUGUCUUAGAAAGGCAAGUAUAAAUCCACAGGAAGGGAAUUCAUGACAAGCAAGAAAGUGAUGUCAUUAUUUGUUUUCUGUGUUUCAUCUUCAAUUAGAAGGGAUGUCAUUGAAAAACUUGGAAUUAAUGUUGUAUCCCUGCACAAGAAAAUAUGCAGAGUUCAUUGCCCUUUUCUAUUUUGAUGUUGUAGUAUCCACCUUACGUAUAACAGAUAGGGAGUACUUCAUUCAAACUUGUAUCUUACUUGUUCCAUUUGCAAAAUAGAUUUUAUAUUUUAUUUUAAUUAACUGUAUGAUGAUUGGAUUACUGUGGAAAAUUAGAAACAUUUUCCAUAAGUUAUCAACAAUAUUCUGUCUUACAGACAAAAAUAUAAUAAAUUGGUUAGUGAGUGACCACUUUGUGAAAAUGACAAUUUGCAAAUAUAUUUGAAAAUAUAUUUUAGAGGAUGUUAAGGCUUCGGGUCAAAGAAAGGGAAAUGAUCAUAAUUUCAUGAAAUUAAUCUGAUAUAUUAUCCUUAUCGACCUAAAAACCCUGGUUUCAUGUGUAACCACAAUUUCAAUUUACAUUAAACUUGCCCCAUAUGGAAAGUAUGGACCUGAUGUUCUGUUGUGUAUGGAAUAGUGAUAUAAUCAUUAUUAACCAGGUGGGUUUUUCACAAAGCUGUUUGUAAGUUAAGAGUGACUUUAAGAACGACUGGGUAUCCUUGUGGAAAAUGGUGCACAUGAUUGGCCAUUGUUUAGCGCGUAAGAAAGGAUCACCAGAUCAGAGAGCGAAGUUGGCUCAGUCGGUAAAGUGUCUGCCCGUCAAACCAAAGAUCUUGGGUUCGAGUCCUCCCCGGGCAGAUGACUGAAGCCAGUGCGUUGUGUGUAAACGUCUCUCCCCUGUUUCAUAGAUGCAGGCUAUGUUACAGUGGAAA
Messenger RNA from Lytechinus variegatus (green sea urchin), 8647 nucleotides. RefSeq names its product kinetochore-associated protein 1-like. The transcript is spliced from 60 exons. Gene Ontology annotation, molecular function: small GTPase binding. The record is from RefSeq and is a predicted model, not a curated record. Gene Ontology annotation, cellular component: kinetochore microtubule; cytoplasm; RZZ complex. Gene Ontology annotation, biological process: mitotic spindle assembly checkpoint signaling; mitotic sister chromatid segregation; protein localization to kinetochore involved in kinetochore assembly. Bases 291 to 7058 code for a protein of 2255 amino acids. Lineage: Eukaryota; Metazoa; Echinodermata; Echinoidea; Temnopleuroida; Toxopneustidae.